Molecule: messenger RNA, 3669 nt
Organism: Fusarium keratoplasticum
Lineage: Eukaryota; Fungi; Ascomycota; Sordariomycetes; Hypocreales; Nectriaceae
Exons: 2
Coding region: 1-3669 (1222 amino acids)
Source: RefSeq, a predicted model, not a curated record
AUGCCCAGCAUGACGUCGAGCAAGUCCUUCCGGGCCUCCAUCAUACCCGCGUCCUUCUCCAUGCUGCGGUCCAACACUGAUCCUGAGUCGUCGACUCCUUCGUCCUCGGCCUCUUCCACCGCUGGAACUUCGACUUCGACAUCCCACGAUCCCCGCAAGAAGACCUGGCACAAGUCAAACACCGUCGACCUUUCCCAGCUGCGAGACAACAGCUCCAAUCCCGGCUCUGCACCCAAUUCCGACAAGAAGGACGCCGUACGACACGACGAUCAGAGCACCUCAAACGCUCAAGCUCACACUCGCUCACCCGAACGGCCCAAGACCCUCACUAAGCGCAGCAGCGGCGGGGACUCCAAUAAGUCGGCAACUCUGCCCAAGUCUCAGUCCACAACCAACCUACCACCUGCCAAGCAGCAGUCAAACCGAAAAUCUAGAUUCCGUCUCUCAUCGCUUCUCCCCUUGAUCACGCUGCCCUCGGAAUCCUCACCGGCUUCUCCCAAAAAGAUGCCAGCCAAGCAAGCAGCACCAGCGCCUGUGCCAGCGCCAACAACGGCACCACCUGCACCGCCAACAACCACACCAGCUGCGGCACCUCCACAACCUGAAGUACAACCACCACCCGUGCCAGUGCCAACACACUCCGUACCUGUGGCCGUUGCAACCGCCACGGCUCCCGCUCCCGUUGCCGCACCCUCUCCUGCACCCACCAAAUCUUCCUCUCCCACCAACACCUCCACCACCACUAACACGGUGACAACGGUCGCAACGGCUCCCACAACAGUCGACGACAGCCCAUCGUCCAGCACCCCGAGCAUCGUCGAGCCCACGGCCCACAUGCCCGAAGAGCAUCGCCCCGGCUUGGCCAUCACCACUCAGGAUCUGCACCUCCCUGGGUCUGGUGGUUCCCCGCCCAGCGAAGCUUCAAUUCCCACACGUGGGAGCGACAGUCUCGAGAUGCCUCAACCAAGCCCCAACCCUCAGAUCAUGGCUCCGAUCCCGCCAUCACCUGAGAUGCACCGGGCUGUUCUGGCUCCUCAGGAACCCAUGGUUCCCCCUCCCCCUCCUCCGACGGCUCCCGUGGAGCACUCUGGAAAGCUGCGCAAGGAGAACCCCGAUGCUCGGCGAAGGAGCGGCUCCCUCCAGCACAUCGCGAAUGGCGGCGAGCCUCCCGUGCAGGGCCUCAAGAAGCGGACGACAUCUCCUGUCCCCGAUCGCGGCCGUCGAUCAUCCUCUGUUCAGUCCCCCACCGUGCGCAACAGCAACAGCAAGAGCCGCGUUGUCUCGACGCCGCUUUCCAUCCGACCCAGCUCAUCCAAGGGCGAUGUUAGCCAGAGCCCGACCCGGGGCCGUCUCCGCCGAAGUUGGCUGCCCGGCGGAAGAUCCCGCUCAAACUCUGUCGAAGUUUCCAACGCAAACGAUUCGAGCGCCUGGGUCCUGUCCGACGACACACGAGCCGAGUACAAUGUCUCGUUGCUCAAGAACGGAGAAAAGGUCCCCGAGCUCUGGAACGAGAGCGGAGCUGUGCUCGUUUACCUGUACCCAAAGGGUAGCGGCCAUGGACCGUCGUUCAAGGUCCAGGAAUUUACCAUUAGCUCGUCCUACAUCUUCAAUGAACUCAUUCAGACAGAGCGAGAAGCGCCCGCCGGUCGAAGCCGAGCUAGGAGCUUUGGUGGCCGUGAUAGCCUGACUGCCGAAGACGCGGCCCGAUACCUCUCCCCGCCAAACUCACCCCCCGUCCCUGACGAUGGAUACGAUGACCUUCGCCUCUAUCUGCCUACGGCCCCGCCUACUAGCUCCGGGCAGCUCGCGGCGCCUGGCCCCGGUGCGCAGCCGGACCUCGACCGACUGAUCGGUAUCCGAAAUCUGUUCGCCUUCUUGACCGGACAGCCUCUGGUAGCAACCAAGACUCGACCUACCAACUUCCACGCUUUUCUUCAGAUCGCCGCGCUCCUGGAGGAGUUUGGCUUCGUGAGCUUCGAUGGGGCCACUUUUGGAGAUGCGGUCGACCUCAGCUUCGGCUUCUACAUGGACCAGCACGCUCUUGCGGACUGCCGACACAGCAGGGAAAAGACACUGGAGGCAUUGAUUCUCGGCGAGCGCAUGCGAUCUUCGGAUCUUUACAAUGAAGCAUUUGCUCAUGCUGCAGGCAAGUACGCUGCGAUUAUGGAGCUCCGACUGCCCCUGUUCGAGCAGGUUUCGCCCAAGACUCGCGUGAGCCUCGAACGUGCCCAUUUGGACCUGCUCAACCGACAGCACAACGCCAACCAGCACCUGGAAAACUUUGACUUCCCGGCCAUCUUUUCUGGCAUCGCCAACUCAACCUCGAUGGCGGAACUCAGGCAUGUGCGCUUCAAGGUGUGGAAGAACUCUUUCAGCAAGAUGCGACACUUUGUCAUGAGCUACUACAAACACACGUUUGGUAACUGGCCUCCCAAGGCCAGCAGCAAGAAGAACCCGUUCGCCGAAAGCGGACUGAACAGACUGGUGCUCAAGGUCCUGUACUCGGACAUGUGUGCGUUGUAUGACCUGAUUGUGGACCGAACCAACCGCACAUCCAGAGUUAUGGACGAGGUGCCCGCUCUUUCUGAAGAGACUGACAAGAUGAUCAUGUCGGCUCUUCGAAACAUCAUGUCUGAGUUUGAUCGCUCAAAGCCACCCGUCCUCCCUCCCGUUCCUUACGACUGCCCCCAGCUGCCCGUGGCCACCUCGAUUCUGGAGACGUAUGACACGCUUCCUCCUAAGAAGCAGGCCAAGUUCGACAAGAACAUCAAGGAGCACGAGCUCAUCCUCAUCCUCAACAAGGCGUACAACUACGAUACCAACAGCAUCAAGGUCCCCUUCCUGGACAAGUUCAAGGAAUUUGAGUUGCGAGAGGCCCGAGGCAAGACGCCACUGGACUUUGCUGAUCAACGCAUUGGCUACUGGCUCUUCCUCUACACGGUGAUUCAGUCGCUGCCUGUCCUGGUGGUGGACGCCCCAGGCAUGCAGUUCACGGAGGGAGUCGAGUACUUCCUUUGCGAGCCUCCCAUGGGCAAUCCCCCGUGGAUCGGAGACCAGCAGGUCAAGAAGAUGUGGUAUGAGGUGGCUGGAGGAGGUGGCCUGGUGGAGUUGUCUACCGACGCGGUUCUCUUUAGUGUGGAAGCCACCUACCACCGAAGUCACUGCUGGCUUGCUGCUGCGCAGUGGGAUGAGAAUGGCGGUUCAGCGCUCCCGGUACAGGCGACGGAGCCCCCUCUGUCACCGCUCGAGCCUCCUCGCUCCAUGUUCUUGGACGGCGACGACUUUGUUCCCACCCCGCCCCCAUCUUUCGGCGGACUGAACACUCCUCCCUCGCCUAUGGGUAGCCCCCAGGCUGCCCUGCGACCCAGAACACACUCUCCAAGCGGAAGCCGAGCCAACCAGGCCUGGCGAUCCAGCAUUGCCCUUGGUCUUGAGCCGGUGCCUCUCCAGCCCCCGAGCCCCUUUGGAGAGCGGAGCAGCUCCCUGGGAGGACGACCUGCUAGUGUCAUGCUUGGCUCGAGAAGCCAGUCUGUCGGCAACCUGGCCGCGCUGGGUAACGCUCAUGGCUCCCAACAGGAGUCUCCUCCUCCGGAACCAUCUGGAGCCACCUUUGACGACAUCUUGGGUAACGAAGACAAGAAGCCAAAGAAGAAGAAGGGAUUUUUCUAA